UGAAAUUGUUGCAAAAUAUUCAAAAUCUGUUUAUAAAUGCAUUGUUUCCAUGAUUUGUGUCAGUACUGUACCUGUAAUUGCAUUGUUGUUAUUCUACCUGUCUUUUUGUAUGGUGAUUAUUUUGUAAUUUUGUUCGAAUUUCUUUGGAGUGUCUAUUUUCUCAUCAAUUAUACAGCACUGUAGCUGUUUAUGUAUCAAGCAAUUUGUGAUUACCUUUGGGAUUACCUGUACAAAAAUGGUAUGACUUGUUUGAUGCCAAUACCCCCUGGACAGAAUAGAGUUUUAUCUUUUGGGUGGUGGUAAGAGCAUUGGGGGGGAGGGGGUGAUGGUUUAUGGUGCUUAAUGUCUUGCUCACUGAGAGGUAAGGGUGUGAACAUGCUGUUUUUCCCGCUGAUCAUCCUGUUUUUCCUUCACGUAAUGGGGUUGACGAGGUGUCAGAGUGCCGCUGGUGUCUGAGGAGAAUGUCAAGUGACAGCAGAGAUGGAUGACAGAAAACGCCAGAAAGGCGAUGACAACCGAAAGAGACAGGUGGAUUUCCAGCUGUUCUACAACCUCCAGAGCUUUCUCCGGCGAAAAUAAGAAUACUUUUUCAUAAAGGCUUGCAAGACGAUACCAAAGGCUUUGACACUGCGUAGAUAAAAUCAAUGAGUGUCAACUUCAGCGUUUUUUUUAACUUCCAAUUGACAGAACGAGCUUUUGAUUUCGGAUUUGGAUAAAAUGGCUAAGUCCGGCACGCGAGGCAGGAUAGAGCUUCAGGUAGAGGACCCCUGGCUGGACAGGUACCAGGUAAUGGAGAGCUGCUCCAAUGCUAGACUCAAGGCUCGUCUGCCAGUCUUGGGGUGGCUGCCCAGGUACAGACUGACCUGGCUCCAGAUGGACCUGAUCGCUGGGGCAACAGUGGGUCUGACCACAGUGCCCAUGGCCUUGGCGUACGCUGAAGUAGCUGGCCUACCUGUGCAGUAUGGCCUGUACUCGGCGUUCAUGGGGGGGUUUGUGUACUGCAUCUUCGGAACGGCAAAGGAUUUGGCUCUUGGCCCGACGGGCAUCAUGUCCCUCCUCUGUGCCUCUCACGUGCACCACGAUCCCAUCUACGCCGUGCUCCUGACCUUCCUGUGUGGGGUCAUCCAGGUCGCUAUUGCCCUUCUGAAGCUGGGCUUCCUGCUGGAUCUCAUAUCCCACCCGGUGAUUAGGGGCUUCACUUGCGCUGCCGCCUUCACCAUCAGCGUUGGGCAACUGAAGAACAUUCUGGGUCUUCAGGAUAUUCCUCACCAGUUCGUCCUGCAGCUCUAUGACAGCCUUCGCAGGAUACCUGAAUCCAGGUUGGGGGAUGUGACCUUGGGCCUGCUCUGCCUCAGCUUGCUGACGAUGCUGAUGAGGAUGAAGAAUUACGGGCAAGGUGCAGGGGACCUGACCACCCAGAGUCACGCCCGCAUCUUGCUACGAGGCCUUGCCACAGCGCGCUGUGCCCUCGUAGUGAUUGGCGCCACUGCCGUGGCAUAUGCGUGCGAGGAAUCCGGGAAUGGAAUGUUCACCAUUAUGGGUUCGACCUCCCAGGGCCUCCCCCCGCUCAGAGCUCCGUCCUUCUCCGAGAUCACAUCCGACGGAGAGGUGAUCACCUUCAGUGAGAUCGCACAGGAUCUGGGAGGAGGACUGGUUGUCAUCCCUUUCAUGGGAUUACUGGAGAGCAUCGCAAUAGCCAAGGCCUUCGCCAGCCAGAACAACUACCAAAUCGACACCAACCAGGAGGUCUUUGCAAUCGGCCUCACCAACAUCCUGGGGUCCUUCGUCUCUGCGUAUCCCGUCACUGGGAGCUUUGGAAGGAGCGCCGUGAACUCGCAAACUGGGGUGUGCACACCACUAGGGGGCGUGGUGACAGGCCUGAUCGUGCUGCUCUCUCUGGUCUUCCUCAUGCCACUCUUUUGCUACGUCCCUAAGGCCGCUCUAGCUGCGGUCAUCAUCUCCUCUGUGGCUCCCAUGGCUGACCUCCGAGGGUACCAGGAGAUCUGGGAGGUUGGAGGAGUGGACCUGGUGUCUUUCCUGGUGACCUUCCUGGCGAGCUUCUGGGAGAUGCAGUAUGGCAUUGUCGGAGGUGUAGCUGUUUCCGGAGCAAUCCAUCUGUUCAGUUUUACAAGGAAAAAGUUCUCUGUGAACUCCAGCAUACACCACUCAUGACUCACCCUGGAGAAACUUGAACAAUGUAUCAGCAGGUCACCUCCUCACCUGGAUUAUUUUGCCCUCAGUAGUCCUGUCAAUUUUGAACUUCCUUGAUGAUAUUUAACCAUAUAUUUAAUAAAAUGUAAUGUUUCCUCAAAAACUGAUGCACAUGAAGUUACAGGAAGAGAAAUAAUGUGUCUGGGGAAGAUUGCGUUGAGAUGUUCUCGUAAACUUUCACCAUCUCAACCAAACAUGGUGCAUCAGCGACCUCCGGUGGUGGAUGCGAGAACCGCGCAGCUCUACUGGCGGAAUAUUGGGUGAAAUCAAGGGUGGAGGAAGGCAGGGGAACUCCAGAGGACAAGUCGUGCUUGUCUGCACUCUCCCAAAUUGAGAAAGGAAGUUGCAAUGAUGAGAUGGACCUAUGUGUGCAACUGGACAUUUCAAGUUUGGAGAGGAUAAAAAAUUGAGAAUGAAAAAAAAA
This is a messenger RNA of Anguilla anguilla (European eel), 2635 nucleotides long. RefSeq names its product sodium-independent sulfate anion transporter-like. Gene Ontology annotation, cellular component: membrane. Bases 718 to 2172 code for a protein of 484 amino acids. Gene Ontology annotation, biological process: transmembrane transport. NCBI's taxonomy places the organism in Eukaryota, Metazoa, Chordata, Actinopteri, Anguilliformes, Anguillidae. The record is from RefSeq and is a predicted model, not a curated record. Gene Ontology annotation, molecular function: sulfate transmembrane transporter activity. The transcript has 14 exons.